Glarea lozoyensis ATCC 20868 is the source of this 2970-nucleotide messenger RNA. RefSeq names its product Clavaminate synthase-like protein. Gene Ontology annotation, molecular function: dioxygenase activity. Bases 1 to 2970 code for a protein of 989 amino acids. Gene Ontology annotation, biological process: DNA alkylation repair; DNA repair. The record is from RefSeq and is a predicted model, not a curated record. Gene Ontology annotation, cellular component: nucleus. The transcript has a single exon. NCBI's taxonomy places the organism in Eukaryota, Fungi, Ascomycota, Leotiomycetes, Helotiales, Helotiaceae.
AUGUUUGAGAUCAACGAAGAUGCCCUUCCCAUAGUGCGGACCCGUCAAGCCCUUCUGCUUCUCGAUUUACAAAACGAUUUUCUUACGACGGGCGGUUUAUUAGCGGUCGAGGAACCCGCAGGCUUUCUGGAUAACAUCCUGAACCUCCUGCCGCAGUUCCGACAGUCAGGAAAUAAUGUGAUAUGGAUAAGGAGUCAGUUUGAGGUUUCUCGACCGGUCAAUGGACCAGGUCAGGAUUCCGAGACUGUUAUAUUGGACGGCCAAAAGCUACCAACCCACCGGCGAGCUGGACAGAAGAUACGGAACCCGCCUCAGCGUUUGCUUGAUCACCAUGCGCGAAUCGUACAGAGCAAUCGCCGGGAGAGUGGAGCUGAGGAAGGAAUGUUGGAGGCGGAUGAAAGGCCGGAUACGGAAGACGAAUUUGUCGUAGAAGAAACAUACCUUACAAUACCCGAAGGACAACAGCCUCGUGUUGUAGUUGCAGCUUCUCCUGGAACAAACUUUGCUCCGCGGGCGCUUGUAGGGUUUAGCACGGCAGAAGAUUUGAUUUUCCAAAAAAGCUAUUACUCGGCAUUCAGAGAUGGCGCGUUGAUGGAAUUUAUGAGGGCACAGUUUAUCACCGAGAUAUUCCUAUGCGGAUCUCUGACGAAUAUCAGCGUCUUCGCCACUGCUAUGGAUGCUGCUCGUCAUGGUUUUGCUAUCACGAUCCUUGAAGAUUGCUUGGGGUAUAGGAGUAAAGCUCGGCACGACGAGGCGCUUCAUCGAUUGACCAUAUCCACUGGCUGCGACAUAAUAAGUAGUAGAGAACUUAUCGGUGAUUUAAAACACAAGGCACAGGAGCAGUCGGACAGAGCUCGGAAAAGUGCCCCACCAAGAAAGAGAGGGGGCGACCUGGAGUCAUUGAUGUCAAGAAUGAAAUUGAGACAUACAGAUCAUUCGAGCUCCAGUUCAAGUUCAAGACAUAGUCCAACUGCAGACACGAGUGUAGAUCUCAAUGGUGGAGAGGGCCGCGCAAUGUCUGGGCAGAUGAAUUUGGAGAGUGGUGGCAGUUCUGAAUCUCUUCGCGAAAUACCGGAGACAGUAAAGCUGGAGGCUCCUGUUGUAGCGGAUACGAGAAAGCGAGAAAGAGUGCCAGCCAAAAUCAAAAGUCGGAGGCGUCAUUCCAAACCUAGAUCUAGUGAAAAGGGCACAAAUACUGACCACGGUACGACUCACAAGCGAGGAGUAUCGCCAACGUCAGCGACCUUGACCGGAGUUGCUCAAGCGCUUGAGAAUAUUCCACCAAGUUUAGAAGGUGCGAGCGAACCAGGGCAAGUCUUUAGAGCCUCCAACAAUCACGAAAUCCCUAUCACAUCAGAACGUAACCCGUUGGCUAGAAAAGUCAAUCUUGAACCAUCAGCGAAGCCAACCGAAGGUAUCAGAGAUAAUACCACAGCCACUGUAGCGGAAGGUGGCGACCCAAUAGCUCAAAAUGUUGAACCUAAACCCAAUUCGCCAACCCAAGAGAGUGCUCCAGCAGCCGAGACUCGGCAAGAGACGCUAUGUGAAGGAGACACUUCAGUUUUCACAAAUUUACUCGACAGUAAGGUUGAAGCAGGCAUUUUUGAAAAGCUUCGAGACGAAGUUGAAUGGAAGACGAUGUACCAUCAAACCGGUGAAGUGCCCCGACUUGUCGCAGUCCAAGGCGAAAUUAGAGAUGAUGGAAGUAUCCCUCUAUAUCGCCAUCCAUCAGACGAAUCUCCUCCUUUGCUACCGUUCUCGCCCACGGUUUCCUUGAUCAGAGCAAAGGUGGAGGAAAAGCUCGGACACAUGACCAACCAUGUUUUGAUACAAUUUUAUCGAAAUAGCCUUGAUCAUAUUUCUGAACACAGCGAUAAGACUUUGGAUAUUGUUCCUGGUACAUAUAUCGCAAAUGUCAGCUUGGGGGCGCACAGGACAAUGUUAUUUCGCACAAAGAAGCCCCAGAGUACUGCCGAUCCAGGUCCCCGAAGAUCCCAGAAAGCACCUCUACCCCACAAUUCGAUGUGUAAAGUUGGCUUAACCACUAACAUGCGGUGGAUGCACGAAAUUCGACCCGAUAAACGACAGACCCGUGAGAAGUCUGCCGAAGAGUUGGCGUUUGACUGUGGACGAAUAUCUUUGACCUUUAGAUCGAUUGGCACUUUCUUAACUAAAAACGAAGAGAAGAUAUGGGGACAGGGUGCCGUUGCCAAAGAAAAAGAAGAAGCUAGGUAUGUUCUUAAUGGGAAGACUCCAGAGUCAGAGUCUAUGCUUAAGGCGUUUGGGAUUGAGAAUCGCUCUUCUGAGUUCAAAUGGCGCGAAGUUUAUGGAGGCGGGUUUGAUGUGCUACACAUGUCGAAUGAGCGAAGGCUCUUCCUCUCUGGAGAUAGCAUCUCGGACAUGAGAGUUAAGCUCCUUUUGUCGGAGUUAAACCUAAAAUGGGUUCUUGGAAAGUCGUCCACAGCAGCCCACCGGAAAGAUGGAGAAGCUUUCGACGAUGCGUCAGAAGGAACUGCGAAUGGAAGUGUUAAACUUAUUGAUAACGAUGUGGAAAAAUCUACUGUUACUGGCGAUCACCCAAUCAUGCUCUAUCUAGAAUAUGGGUAUGCGCACGCUAAAGGCGCCCCUCCAAAAGCAGAUUUGGCUCGACAAUGUAUUCGGCUCGAGCUAUCCCGCGUUCUACUGAGCAGAUGGCGUACGAUCUCUUACACUAUAGAUGCAUUCGUUCGCGAGUUAGCAUUGUGGGAGAAGUUCGCUUCUGAGCACGCGUUCAUUGCCUCGCCAACAAUCUCCGUAGUUGACUUCGCAGUUUGGCCAAUCCUGGAUGAGAUUUCUCGUGGAUAUAACGGAUUCAAGAAUUACCCAAAUUUGUCUGUAUAUUAUGAAAGUAUGAAGAAUCGCCCGAGCGUUAGUGCUGUUAUUGAUGCUUCUGGGGGUUCAAGUAGCACUAAAAGCUCAAAGGAGACGUGA